Molecule: messenger RNA, 2562 nt
Organism: Andrographis paniculata
Lineage: Eukaryota; Viridiplantae; Streptophyta; Magnoliopsida; Lamiales; Acanthaceae
Product: mitogen-activated protein kinase 15-like
Exons: 10
Coding region: 505-2394 (629 amino acids)
Biological process (GO): protein phosphorylation; intracellular signal transduction
Cellular component (GO): cytoplasm; nucleus
Molecular function (GO): MAP kinase activity; ATP binding
Source: RefSeq, a predicted model, not a curated record
AUCCUCUCCAUCCACAUUUCUUUGUCUAUCCACUUUUGCGUUGUGUCGGUGUUGGAUCGCCAGCCAGCUGCAGAAGAAGGGCUCCUUCAGAUCUACAUAUUCACACGCACACGCACACUCGCAUAAGCAUUCGCUCAUUUGUGUUUGUGUCGUGUGUGAAUACAAUAGAGCGUAGAGGGGUCCUUUAUUUCGUCGAAUUCGGAGUUCUCCAUAUAUAACAUAUAUAUGUAUGUAUAGAGGGCGUUUAUGAUUGUUGCUUUUGCAGUUCUAUGAUUGUUGGCGGACAAGCAGCAGCAGCAAGAGGAAGAAGGGAGCGUUGUAUGACGGAUCGGAAGCGGACCAGGUGGGAUUUCUCCUUCGCCAUUAGAAGCCGCGGGAGAUGGGGGAAAUGUGGCUGAAUUUUUAUGUCGAGCCAAUGCAUUGAGAAUCUGUUUCUUUGAAUUUGCUGAUUUUGGGGGUGAUUGUUAAGAUCGUUGUUCGUUUGGUUUCUGAAUUUCACUGACAAUGCAGGCCGAUCACCGAAAGAAAGGUUCAGCCGAAAUGGACUUCUUUUCUGAAUAUGGUGAUGCAAGCAGAUAUAAAAUCCAGGAGGUCAUAGGGAAAGGAAGCUAUGGUGUUGUUUGCUCAGCCAUUGACACUCAUACUGGUGAAAAAGUAGCAAUAAAGAAAAUACACAACAUCUUUGAGCACAUUUCUGACGCUGCUCGAAUUCUUCGAGAGAUUAAACUUCUAAGGUUGCUACGACACCCAGAUAUUGUUGAAAUUAAACACAUCAUGUUUCCACCUUCAAGAAGAGAUUUCAAAGAUAUCUAUGUUGUUUUUGAGCUUAUGGAAUCAGACCUACAUCAAGUCAUUAAGGCUAAUGAUGACUUAACUCGGGAACAUCAUCAAUUUUUUCUUUAUCAAUUACUCCGAGCUCUUAAAUACAUCCACACAGCUAAUGUGUAUCAUCGGGAUUUAAAACCAAAGAACAUAUUGGCAAAUGCAAAUUGUAAACUGAAAAUAUGUGAUUUUGGAUUGGCUAGAGUUGCAUUUAAUGACACUCCUACAACCAUAUUCUGGACGGAUUAUGUGGCCACAAGAUGGUAUAGGGCUCCAGAGUUGUGUGGCUCAUUUUUCUCCAAGUAUACUCCAGCAAUCGACAUAUGGAGUAUUGGAUGCAUUUUUGCUGAGGUGUUAACAGGGAAGCCACUUUUUCCUGGAAAAAAUGUUGUUCACCAACUGGAUUUGAUAACUGAUGUUCUUGGAACACCUUCAAUGGAUACCAUUUCUCGGGUGCGAAAUGAGAAGGCCAGAAGAUAUCUUACGAGCAUGAGAAAGAAGCAGCCUAUUUCUUUUGCACAGAAAUUCCCAAAUGCUGAUCCCUUGGCACUUCGGCUCCUGCAAAGGCUGCUUGCAUUUGAUCCAAAAGACCGUCCCACUGCCGAGGAGGCAUUGGCUGAUCCCUACUUUAAGGGACUGUGCAGACCAGAGCGAGAACCAUCUUGCCAGCCAAUUUCAAAGAUGGAAUUUGAAUUUGAGAGGCGGAAAGUCACAAAGGAUGAUAUACGGGAGCUAAUAUUUCGUGAAGUUUUGGAGUAUCAUCCUCAGCUGCUGAAGGAUUACAUCAAUGGAGUCGAGAGAACUACUUUUCUCUAUCCUAGUGCCAUUGACCAGUUCAAAAAGCAAUUUGCUCAUUUAGAAGAAAAUGGAGGCAAAGGCAACCCUGCAAUUCCCCUUGAAAGAAAGCAUGCUUCUCUUCCCAGGUCGACCAUUGUACAUUCCAAUACAAUUCCCCCAAAGGAGCAGAUAAUGACUGCAAAUGCGAAGGAAUGGCAGAAUUUAGAAGAACCCUGCUUUAGGAAUUCAGAUGGCAUUUAUCCCACUUAUCCGCCGUCAAGAACAUCAUCAAGACCACAGCACCGAAUCUCUCAAGCAGCAGGAGUAGCAGCAGCUAAAUCCAACAAAGCUGUAGGCCCUGUUUUUUCGUACAACAAUACAUAUGCUGUCAGAGAACCAUACAUUCCCCAAACCCUUGUAAAAAGUACAGUCCUCUCCCCCCAGGUUAUGCCCCCAUCUCAUUGUUACCAGAGAAUUGUGCCGGUCAGGGCAUUGGAUGGAUCAGUUGCUGAGACAUACCGAGGGGACUUGCUGUCCUAUGCAACGAAGCAGCAGGUGCCAAUCAGCAAUGCAGUGAUAAAUGUAGAGGGGCAUCCAUUAUAUGUUGAUGAUAGAGUCGUUGUUGAUGCAAAUCUUGUGCGGGCAAAAGCUCAAUACCGAGGAAUGGGAGUGGGAAUGGAAAUUGGAAUGGGCAAGACUAUGAGCACAGCGGCAUCGGCAACAGCAACGGCAGCGACACACAGAAAUGGAUAUAGUGUUCAUCAUACCCAAUAUGGUAUGACGAGGAUGUAUUAAUUAGUAAGUGUGAAGGAUGUUGUUUAGUGUUGAGUGAUGUUGGACUUGUUGGACACCAUUGUAAAGCACGUGAUGAGAUGAUGUAUAGGAUUAAGAAUUACUCCUUUGAGUAUCUUCAAUAAUGUUCUAUUCACUUUAUAAGAAAUUGAAUGCAUAAAUUUCACAAUA